This is a messenger RNA of Ahaetulla prasina, 2148 nucleotides long. RefSeq names its product stannin (gene SNN). The coding region runs from base 205 to 468 and encodes 87 amino acids. The transcript has 2 exons. Lineage: Eukaryota; Metazoa; Chordata; Lepidosauria; Squamata; Colubridae. Gene Ontology annotation, cellular component: mitochondrial outer membrane. The record is from RefSeq and is a predicted model, not a curated record.
AUAAGGCUGCGCCAGGCAGCGACCGGCAGUGCGGGCUCUCCGCGGCUCCGGCAUGGGGGCUGCGCGGGGGCUGCGGCGCGCGAGGGGCCGGGCGACGGCGGCUGGCGACUCAAGCUCGACGCCUCCCCGGGCGGCAGCGCGGCCUCCCUGGUGCUGAGCCUCUUCCUCUGCUGAGGGCCCGGCCCCGCCUUGCAGCCGCUCGCCAUGUCCAUCAUGGAUCACAGCCCAACCACGGGGGUGGUGACCGUCAUCGUUAUCCUCAUCGCCAUUGCAGCCCUGGGCGCCCUGAUUCUGGGCUGCUGGUGCUACCUGCGCCUCCAGCGGAUCAGCCAGUCGGAGGACGAGGAGAGCAUUGUGGGCGAAGGCGAAACCAAGGAGCCCUUCCUCCUGGUCCAGUAUUCUGCGCGGGGACCUUGCACAGAGAGGAAGGCCAAGCUGAGCCCCGGGGGCCCCAAGGCACAUGGCUAGCGGCAUCCCACGGAUACUGUGAAGGACAAGCAGGGCUGCGCCCAUCAGUGUGCCGAAUGCUUGGCCACUCGCAGCCAUACAUGCCAGAGGAAGAUGACCCUCGUUGCUCCUGACAAGAAGUCUGUUGCUGGCAAUGGGGGUGGGGGGAAGGCGGCAUGAGCUACUCAACGUGCUACUUGAAUUGCCCUCUGAGCCUUGACAUAAUGUGAGCAGCUGUGGAGGGAGUGCCUGGGGGAGCCUCUCCUGGAAGAAGCAACACACAGGGUGUGAGCCACGCUUGGAUUUAUGAGACGCUGCAUGAGCCCUGCAGGGAAUUCUCCAAAACUGGGGUGCGUGUGCGAUGUUGGACUUGCAUUGCGUUCCAGGACAGAUCAGUGCUGGCAUCGGCAGCUGCAAAAUGCGGUUCUGGAUGGCCAUUUUGUUGGUGUACUUUAAUAGGGGCCCAAAUGUGCAGACCUACUUCCAUGAGGGCCUGGCCAAUGCUGCCUGGGAAUGGUGGGAGUCUGCUGUCCCUGAAGCGAGGGGGGGUGUCUUGGGGGAAUAGCAGUUUGGUUGCUGAAAACAACAGCCUCCCCCUCCCCCCACAGCCAGUGACGACUGCUUUCCUUUUGGGGUGCCGUCAGAAGGCUGCUGGGAGGCUGUGAUUGGGGUGUGCGCAGCAAAAGGGUAGAAAAGCCCUUGUGUAACUAGCCAUUUCCUUGCCUGUGGAUGCAGACUUCUGCUCUUGGUUUGGGGAGGGUGGGGUGGGGGGACUUAGCUCGUGUUCCUCAGAUGUACAGUUCCCAGUGAGUGUAUUUUUGUAGCUAAACCUGUCCCCUUCAAGGGGCUUCUGGGAAUACCCAGCUAAGCACCAGGGGAGAGUGUGUCCCACCUCCCAGCAUCUUUGACCUUUCUUUUGCUCAUUUCCACUUGUGCUUUGAUGACCAAAGGGAGACCCUGAUACUUUGAGAACAAAGCCCCUCUUCCUUCCUUCCUUUCUUUGGCCUAAGCAACACUGCAACUUAGAAUCCCCCAUUUCAGCCCUUCUGACCGGCUGCUGAAGCAGUCAACCCUAACUCUUGCACAGCUUUGCGUGGAGUUCCCCCUCCUCUGUUCACGGCUAGCAGUUUGGUGACCCCAUCUUGUUGCCCUCAACUGCGUAAAUGUUGCUUGCCACUGACAGCCUCUCAUCAUCACACCCCCACCCCCACCUGAGGCAGGUAUGGCAGAGGUUCCCUCUGUGCCAAGCACAGAGAACGGGGACACCCUGGGAUGGAAGCCUUGCUCGCCCCACUCCUUAACUGUAUAAUUAACACUCCUGAAAGCUCUAAAUAUAAAUCUUGAAGGUAACCAGGUUGAACAUUUUGUGUAAAUCUGGCACUGAUUUUGAGCUGAAGAAGGAAAACACGGAUGGAAUAAUCUUGGCUUGUUUGUGGGUGUGGAAGAGGUAAGGGAAAGAGAAGCCUCAUGUGGCCACCCUCCAAAUUGUUUAAUUUAGGUUAAACUGAUACAAAAUCUAUCAAAUUAGUGCAAUUUUAAAGUGCAAAGAACAAUCCCUGCAAUUUGACAAAUUCACAAAUCCUGAGACCUGCCACUCUGGGUCCAUGACUCAUCAAAAAAAUACUGUUGUUUUUCUAGUCCAGCAAAAGGAGGGAGGCUUUCUAGAGACAUUUCAAUAAAGUUUAUUCCAGGCUCAGCAGA